Molecule: messenger RNA, 1460 nt
Organism: Haliotis rubra (blacklip abalone)
Lineage: Eukaryota; Metazoa; Mollusca; Gastropoda; Lepetellida; Haliotidae
Product: mannan endo-1,4-beta-mannosidase-like
Exons: 2
Coding region: 43-1248 (401 amino acids)
Biological process (GO): substituted mannan metabolic process
Molecular function (GO): mannan endo-1,4-beta-mannosidase activity
Source: RefSeq, a predicted model, not a curated record
UCCAGCAUAUAACAGUAUCUUACAACCAUAAUAUAAGACAGCAUGGUGCCUGUGUUGAAGAGAUUGCUCUUUUUUACUUCGAUUCAAUAUGGCUGCUACGGACUUCCGAUCGAUCAACAGGCAACCUUGGAGACGAAAAACUUGUACAGCAAUCUACUGAAGCUGUCACGUGAUGGCAGCAGGUUCGUGUUUGGGAUGCAGGGAUCGACACAGUGGGGGGAAUAUGGCGGCCACUCGCCAUACCACGUUUACCAGAAUGGAAAUACCAAAGGAUGGGCCUUCACCAGUCAACAGGCACACGAUAAGGAUAACGAUGACCUUUGUGACGUCUGCUCAAUCACGAACCAACAUCCGGGCAUCAUGGGUAUGGACUUCCGGGAUCUAACACCCUAUUACCUUGACACCGUGACAUAUCUUGCCCACAAAGCCUACGCUCGAGGAGAAGUUAUUACCUUUUCAUGGCACCAUAGUAACCCAGUAACGGGAGGAAAGUUCUACAUUGCGGACGACCACGGAGACGUGGCCCACACCAUCCAGAAACUUCUCCCCGGUGGCCCGAAUAACGUUAACUUGACGAAGAACCUGGACAAAAUCGCUGACUGGGCGCUUAAGUUUAAAGAUCCUCAAGGGAAGCUUAUUCCUGUCAUAUUCCGUCCCUACCAUGAGAUGAAUGGUAGAUGGUUCUUCUGGGGGAUGGGAAAUGCAGCCCACAACACCCCGGACGAGUAUAAGCAACUCUGGCAGUUCCUUGUCCGUUACCUCCGUGAUGUCAAACACGUCCACAACUUCCUCUACGCGUACAGUCCCGGUUCGGUGAUAGAUAACCAUGAAUACAUGCUCACCUACCCUGGUGACGACUACGUCGACGUACUUGGUCUCGACUACUACUAUACCGGUUCGACUUCAAGAAACCCCACAGAUCUUAUCGCUAAAAUCGAGAGCGUUGUUGAUGUGGCACAGAGGAGGAAUAAGAUAGCGGCUGUGACUGAGUUCGGAUCUAACAACCCAAGUGUAGAUAACCAUCCCAAUUUAUGGAUGGAUCUGGUCCUCAAGCCCAUGAAAGAGAGUAAGACAGCUCUAGGCAUUGCGUACUUAUCUACGUGGAUUAACAGGUGUUCGGGUGACCGGAAGUGCGGUCAUCCCUAUACGCCAUAUAAGGGACAUCCCGCAGCAGACGACUUCCUGAAGUUCUUCAAUGACCCUGCCACUCUGUGGGAAAAGAACAUGCCAAAUAUGUACUCCUCGUGAAAUAAAUACAUUCUGCUUAAUAAUGAAUAUGUAAACAUGUUGAACAAGAUGAACAAGUUUGCAUAAUUUCAAUCAUUAAAGAGGUAAUUAAGUGAUAAUUAUUAUCAAACUAGAAAAGUUAAAACGCAUUCCAGAUUUAAGAGCUGACAUAAUGAUGGAUCUAAAGCCAUAUAAAAUGGUAACAGUGUGUACUUAAAAGUGUGCCAUUUCAA